AUGGUCGUCGCUACCAUCAAGUGUGUCGUCGUUGGUGACGGUGCUGUCGGCAAGACCUGCUUGCUGAUCUCGUACACCACCAACAAGUUCCCCGCCGAGUAUGUCCCCACCGUCUUUGACAACUAUGCUGUCACCCCCUACACCCUCGGACUCUUCGAUACUGCCGGACAGGAGGAUUACGACCGUCUUCGCCCUCUCUCGUACCCUCAGACCGAUGUCUUCCUUGUCUGCUUCUCCGUCGUCUCCCCUGCUUCCUUCGAGAACGUUCGCGAAAAGUGGUUCCCCGAAGUCCACCACCACUGCCCUGGUGUCCCUUGCCUGAUUGUCGGUACCCAGCUCGAUCUGCGCCCACCUAAGGAGAAGCGCGACGACAAGCAGGACCCCGUUCUCCGCAAGCUCCGUGAACAAAAGAUGAAGCCCGUCGAGAGAGAGGACGGUGAGAGAAUGGCCAGAGAGCUCGGUGCUGUCAAGUACGUCGAGUGCUCUGCCCUGACCCAGGAGAGACUCAAGGACGUCUUUGACGAGGUAAGUUAUGCUCUCAUCGCGAGUCUCAAGUCCAGGCCAUUGACACAUCUCAGGNCCAUCGUUGCUGCCCUUGAACCUCCUGCCACCAAGGAGAAGAAAAAGAACCACAAGUGUGUCAUUCUUUAA
This is a messenger RNA of Aureobasidium musti, 651 nucleotides long. The record is from the annotation of a GenBank genome assembly. NCBI's taxonomy places the organism in Eukaryota, Fungi, Ascomycota, Dothideomycetes, Dothideales, Saccotheciaceae.